AUGCUCCUGAAUGGCACCAUCUCUCUGUCAGUUGAUUUUGACACGCCGGGCGACUUCUUCAUUUUCAUCUUCCACAUCUUGUUCGCCACCACCGCGUUUCCGGUGGCCGGCUCGGUGGUGGUGGGCAUCGCCUUCAGCCGCUCCCUGCGCGUCCAGAACCGCUUCAUCUUCAUGCUCAACACCAGCGUCAGCGACACCCUGACGGGCUUCUCAGUCUACUACCUGGGCCUCUUCGACGUCCAAGAGGGCUACCCGUCCAGGAACGGGACCUUCUACAUCCUUCCGUCCUUCCUGGGUGUCAACGUGCUGACCUUCCUUUUCGCCCAGUUCGACCGCUACCUGGCCGUGUGCCACCCCUUCUUCUACAACCGCUACAUCAGCAGGUCGCUGGUCAUCGGAGUGUGCGCCUUCUGCUGGAUCUACACCUACUCCAUUCUCACCGUCCAGAACAUGGUGCCCAUCUCCAAGGCGGCCCAGAUUAACGCCUUCGGGGUGAUGACUCUGCAGAUCAUAGUGCUCAUCAAGGUGCUAAUGACCAUCAAACUGUACAUUAUCGCCAGGAACCACCUGGCCAGAGAACCCCCUAGCGCCGAGAGGGACAACAAGAAGGAGUCUCUACGCAUCAUCGUCUUCGUGGUCAUCUGCUUCCUGGCCCUGUGGUGCCCCUCCUUUGUCAACAUCAUCGUCAGGCAGCUCACCAGGACUGGGCUCAGGUUCAGGAAUGAGGCCACCAACCUGUUUGCCAUCAUGGCCCGCCUCAACGCGCUGGUCACCCCAGCUCUGUACAUCUGGGGGAGUCCGGCUCUACGAGGGGCCGUGUGGAGGGUCGUGUGGCGGAGGGUGUGCCCCAGACGGAGGGCCAGGUAA
Molecule: messenger RNA, 867 nt
Organism: Doryrhamphus excisus (bluestripe pipefish)
Lineage: Eukaryota; Metazoa; Chordata; Actinopteri; Syngnathiformes; Syngnathidae
Product: sphingosine 1-phosphate receptor 3
Biological process (GO): G protein-coupled receptor signaling pathway
Cellular component (GO): membrane
Molecular function (GO): G protein-coupled receptor activity
Source: RefSeq, a predicted model, not a curated record